AUGGUGUUUGUAAAGUCGUGGGAAGAUUUCGAGAUUGCGGCGGAAAACAUGUACAUGGCGAAUCCGUGCCAGUGUCGGUUUACGAUGAAGUACACGCACCAACGAGGUGCUGUUUUGUUGAAGCUGACCGACAAUGCCAAGUGCAUACAGUACAAAACAGAGGUCUUGUCGGAACUGAGGCGAAUCGAAAAGUUCUCGGGUAAUCUGAUACAAAUGAUGGCAUCCAAGGAAUAA
This is a messenger RNA of Anopheles marshallii, 234 nucleotides long. RefSeq names its product signal recognition particle 9 kDa protein (gene Srp9). Gene Ontology annotation, biological process: SRP-dependent cotranslational protein targeting to membrane; negative regulation of translational elongation. The transcript has a single exon. Bases 1 to 234 code for a protein of 77 amino acids. Gene Ontology annotation, cellular component: signal recognition particle, endoplasmic reticulum targeting. Lineage: Eukaryota; Metazoa; Arthropoda; Insecta; Diptera; Culicidae. The record is from RefSeq and is a predicted model, not a curated record. Gene Ontology annotation, molecular function: 7S RNA binding.